CUACUUCUUUAUUGGAGCUUGAUUCAAACAUUCCUUAUAAUAUAUUUAUAAGGAAUUUAAAAUCAUUAAAAGCUGGACAAGUUGUUGUAAAUUUUGAUAUAAUACUUGAAAAGAAUAGAAUAAUAUUUCAUGGCUCACGUGAUGAUAGUAAAAUAAGAACUGUGAGAGGUAAAGUGAGGCUUGAAGUGGCUGGUAAAUUAAAUGUCAAGGAAAUCAUUCUAUCACUUGUAGAAAAACAAGGAACUGUCUUUUCAAGUUCCAUAUUAUUAGAAAAUAAAAGAGUAUUAUUAUCAGGGAUUCAUGAAUUUCAUUUUGAAUUUCUUUUACCAGGAGAUUUAUCAGAAUCAAUGAAUUCAGAUGCAGUUUUAUGUAAAUAUUUUCUUAAGGCGGAAUUAAUGACCAGAUUUCCAAGUGAAUUAUCAAUAGAUAACAACAAAUCAGUUGACAUUGUUGAUUUGUUUAUCGAAAGAGCUUUUCUAGAAUCUGAUGAUGACAUAACAAAUGGAUUAAGGCCAACAAGAUUCAUUGGUGGAAAUAAUGAUUUACUUGAUUUUGAAUUCAUAUUGCCAAAAAUCAUGAAAUUAAAUUCAAAUUCAAUUGAAUUUAUUGGUAGAUGGAGUGGCUUUAAUAGAGUUGAUAAGAUUAGUUUUUGUUUUGUCCAAAGUGAAUGCUAUAACAUUGCAAAUAAUGGAUGUAUUGUUCACAAUGAAAAAUCAAUUGCUGGACCAUUCUGUUUCCAAUUACCAAAAAACGUGCCAUUGAGACUUCAAAGCAGACCAACAAUAUUUAAAUUACCAAUAUGUGAAUCUUUUGUAAAUGAUUAUGAUUUAGUUAAUAUUAAAAUAAGACAUCAAUUAGAUGUUAAGAUCCAAUUAAAUAACUUUAAAAAAGAUCAAAUUGAAUUCAGCAUUCCAAUCUCAGUCAAGUCAAUAAUACCUAAUCAAGAUACUUUGCCAUUACCUCACAAAAUCGAUCUUUCAAAUAGUGUUGCCUGUUUACAAUUGGGAAAUGAAAUCUAUACAAAUGGCCUAAAACUUGGUCAACGAAAAGUUUUAUUUGGAUGUAUUAAAAAAGGUUUGACAAAAGAAGAGCUCAAAGUGCCACUGCUAUCAAGUUAUAUUUCAGAGCAAACGGCAUAUCGUCAUGGUGAAGACAAUCUACAUGAUACUAUAAUUGGUCUUUCACAGAACUUUGUGGGAUCAAAUAACAUUAAUUUAUUGGAACCUAUAGGACAGUUUGGAGAAAGGAAAGAUGGUGGUAAAAGAAGUGCUGCACAUGAUAUAAUAGAUGCAUUUUAUGAAAUAAGAUUAAAUUUGUAUGAAAAAAGAAGGGCAGAAAAAGAACAAAAAAUGAAGAUGAUGGAUAAUAAAAUCAGAUUUAUUUCCAUGAAACUUGAAGGAUACAACUAUUUAUUAAAAAUAUGGUUGUCUGAUGAUGAUGGGGUAAUUAAUGAAUUAACAAAAAUCACAAAUAUGACAGCCAAAGAUCUUUGGUUAAAAGACUUGGAUGUAUUGGAGGCUGGAUGGAACGAAUUUAAUGAUCAUCAACAAUACAAUAAUAAUAAUACAGAAAAACAUAGAAUUGGUGAUGAUGAUGAUGAAUUAUCAUCAAAUCAAGCAUCAACAAGUAAAGUUGGAGGAAGAGCAUUGAAGAGAAGAAAAUGUUCUAAUUAA
Molecule: messenger RNA, 1673 nt
Organism: Entrophospora candida
Lineage: Eukaryota; Fungi; Glomeromycota; Glomeromycetes; Entrophosporales; Entrophosporaceae
Source: the annotation of a GenBank genome assembly